This is a messenger RNA of Gossypium raimondii (Peruvian cotton), 2958 nucleotides long. Its product is annotated as probable glycosyltransferase At3g07620. Gene Ontology annotation, molecular function: glycosyltransferase activity. Bases 574 to 2508 code for a protein of 644 amino acids. The record is from RefSeq and is a predicted model, not a curated record. The transcript is spliced from 6 exons. NCBI's taxonomy places the organism in Eukaryota, Viridiplantae, Streptophyta, Magnoliopsida, Malvales, Malvaceae.
CUUCUAUCAUUUACCAGAGUAAAAAUAAAAGCCGACCAGGAGAGGUUCUUUGUUUCCAACUUAUUGGUAAAGCCAAAAGAAAAAAAAAAUUCUCAGUAACAAGGAAGCUGCAGGGCAUUGAAGCUUUUAAAUUCCCAUUCAAAUUCUCAACAUCUUACGGUUUGGCUGCUCAAGAAAAAAAAAAAGAAAAAGAAAAGAGUUCAUCACAAGCAAAAGCAAAAAGAAAACGGAGUAAAGAGGAAGAAGAAUUUCAUCUCUCUAGUUUUACAACUGCGCGCCUCUUGGAGAAGAUUCCUUGCUUCUUUAUUUUCCUGAACUUUAGAUUUCUCGCUUUCAUCAUUAGCUUCUUUUCCACCAAACUGAAGAGCAAGAGUUCGACGAGCGAAAUUCAGUUUUCGUUUUCUUAAUUGGAUUCUUUUCCACCUAACUGAAGAGUGAGAGUUCGACGAGCGAAAUUCGUUCAUUAAUCGGUGAAGGACUUUCAUUGUGACUAAAUUCAGGGGCUAAGGAACAGAAUGCAGGGAUGAUAUUUAGCAUUGGAACUGAGCUGACAAGUAGUCAAGUUGUUACUCAAUGGGGCAUGACCUUAAAUCUUGGUUUCAAUUAGAUGCGAGGAAAUUGAUAUGGCUUAUAUGUGCGAUCAUGGUGAUUAUAACAUUCCAGUAUCUUGAACUUUCGAGCGAGAAUGUGUUGUCGGCGGUAGUUCCUUCUGGUAAGAUCUCUGUUGAGGGACAAAGUAGUUUCUUAGCCAGUGCUCCAUCAUCGACUGAGCCAGAUGGGACAAUACGUUAUGUGACUCAUUCAAUUGGUUUGGAGUAUAAUGGAACAUAUGCUGGUAGUGAGACAGUUCAUGGUAAUGAGGUCUCUGAAGAAAGGGACAUGGAUUCGAAUGAUGAUGUUAUAUCAGAAACCGAUGUGGACUUGAAUAAAUCUUCUACAUUUGAGGAAGGCAGUGAAUCUCCAAAAGAGUCUUUAAGUGAGGAAUUGGUAGAUUUAAUUAAGAAUUCUACAGUGUAUGAUGCUGAAAGUUCCAAAAAUAUGACUACAGCAGAGGUGGAAGGUGGUCUAUCAUUGGAGUUAAGCAAGGAAAAUAACAUGGCAACUCUAGAUAGCUUGAACCAAACUAGUGCUGUUAAUGAAGCAACUAAUGAUUUUGGGACCUAUGAAGUAAAUGACAAAGAUCAGAAUAGUGAUUCCAUAUUAGAUAAUGAUAACAAUUCUGGUAGGAAGUCUUCAUCAGAGGAAUUUGAGGACUAUCCUGAAAGUUACAAUAAUAAGACUGUUGCAAAGGAGGCACCGACUACUAUAGCUGAUAUGAACAAUUUGCUUUAUCGGAGUCGUGUUUCAUAUCAUUCCACGACACCAAGAUGGGCUUCAGCAGCAGACAAAGUGCUAUUAAAUGUAAGAUCGCAGAUUGAGAAAGCACCUAUUUUAGAGAACGAUCAGCAACUUUAUGCACCUCUUUAUCGGAAUGUUUCUAUGUUCAAAAGGAGCUAUGAAUUGAUGGAAAGCACACUCAAAGUAUAUAUCUACAAGGAAGGAAAAAAACCCAUAUUCCAUAAGCCGGUUCUCAAGGGUAUUUAUGCCUCUGAAGGAUGGUUCAUGAAACAACUGCAAGCUAAUAGAAACUUUGUUACUAAAAAACCAAGAGAAGCCCAACUGUUUUACUUACCUUUUAGUUCUAGAAUGUUGGAAGAGACAUUAUAUGUCCCUGAUUCUCACAGUAUCCAGAACCUUGUAGAGUAUUUGAAGAACUAUGCGGACACGAUUGCAGCAAAAUAUCCUUACUGGAACAGAACUCAAGGAGCUGAUCAUUUUCUGGUCGCUUGCCAUGACUGGGCAACAUCUGAAACAAAGGAAUACAUGGCCAAUUGCAUAAGAGCCCUCUGCAAUUCCGACAUUAGAGAAGGUUAUAUUUUUGGGAAGGAUGUCUCUCUUCCAGAGACCACCAUUCGGAACCCUCAGAGACCCCUCCGAGACCUCGGUGGUGAACCUCCUUCGAAGAGAUCAAUUCUAGCUUUCUUUGCAGGAGGCAUGCAUGGUUAUUUAAGGCCAAUUCUAUUACAACAGUGGGGAAACAAAGAUCCGGACAUGAAAAUCUUUGGUACAAUGCAUAAUGGUAAGGGGAAACUGAACUACGCCCAGCACAUGAAGAGGAGCAAGUACUGCAUUUGUCCUAGAGGUUACGAGGUUAACAGUCCACGCGUGGUGGAGGCCAUAUUUUAUGAAUGUGUUCCGGUUAUCAUAUCUGACAAUUUCAUUCCUCCUUUUUUCGAGGUUUUGAAUUGGGAAUCAUUAGCAGUCUUCGUUUUGGAGAAGGAUAUUCCUAAUUUGAAGAAGAUCCUCUUGUCAAUCCCAGACGAGAGGUAUAGGCAGAUGCAGCUGAGCGUUAAAAAGGCACAACAACAUUUUCUUUGGCAUCCUAGACCAGUGAAAUAUGAUAUAUUUCAUAUGAUUCUCCAUUCAGUUUGGUACAAUAGAGUUCUCCAAAUGGAAAAGCCAAGGUAAGUUCCUUUUUUACAAACCCACAGAGUCAUCAAGUUUUCAAUUAAUAUCAAUUUAAAUCCUUUUCACAAUGUUUGAGAGAGGUACUUUUUGAGUACAAAAAUUUGUUUCUUUCACAUUAUUUAGGUGUACAUAGAUUUGAGUGAAUAAGGUUGCAUCGACUAGUGGAACCCCGUUGUUGGGUAGGGGAGUUCACUUUAAAAUUCAUGUCCCAAGUUUGAGUUAUAGUGAUUACUUGUGAUGUAUGGGUGUGUCGGUAAUAAUUUGUUCCUACCUGGAGUUAUAAAAAUUCUUUUCACAAGUGGUUGUAGGCUUAGCAACCAGUUCUUGAGUUGGCGAUGUGGCCUGUUCAUUUAUUUAUUUAUUAAUAAUAGUAGUUUAUGUAAAAAAAAAUUAAUGUUGAAAUUUAAGUAUAGAUUUAUUGAUUUUUAUUUUUAACAAGUUAAACCUCAA